Messenger RNA from Macroventuria anomochaeta, 1248 nucleotides. RefSeq lists its product as uncharacterized. The transcript has 2 exons. The record is from RefSeq and is a predicted model, not a curated record. Lineage: Eukaryota; Fungi; Ascomycota; Dothideomycetes; Pleosporales; Didymellaceae. Gene Ontology annotation, biological process: fungal-type cell wall organization. Gene Ontology annotation, molecular function: structural constituent of cell wall. Bases 353 to 1201 code for a protein of 282 amino acids. Gene Ontology annotation, cellular component: fungal-type cell wall.
GAUAUCGAUCCGCAAUCUCGGUCGCCAGGGCAGGGGUCUGGUGGCAUUCGGUUGGCUGCGCAGCGUUCGAUCGGCAGGCACGACAGAUUUUUGGCGGUAGGGUGCCUUCCUUGCUUCAGGGUGUUGCACAACAAAACGCCGGGACGCGCAUGCCAACCUCUUCUUGUCUUCUCCAGCCUUUCUCCUCCAUCACAAGUUAUUAGCAUCGUUAGCCCACCAGCAGCAUUAUGCCGAUAUUCCCAUUUUGAUCAUAUUGCGACACGGUAACCGUCGCCUAUUUCAUCGCUAGUAUUAUCGAAGAUCAUCCACAGAAUCGACUUGUUUGGGUUGCGCUCGGACGUCAGAUCUCACGAUGCGCGCUUCAAGCUUCCUCGCUCCGCUUUUCUUCGCCACCACAUCCUUGGCUCAAGGUGUCGAAGAAGGCAUCGAACCAUCCUCGCCUGCGCCAGCUGGAUGCGAAACAACUGUAAAGGGCAACUUCACUAUUGGCGUAGAGAACUUUUUUGCGGCAAGAUCCAAGCGCGAAACAGCUCAACAGGCCGCCGAUGGACUGCUCUUCUGCACACUCGAGGACGGUAUCCUCCGCGAUCAGUACAGCCGCACAGGUUCCGUUGUCGCCAAUCGCCAAUUUCAAUUCGACGGCCCGCCACAAGCAGGCGCCAUCUACACAGGUGGUUUCUCGGUAUGCCAGAACAAGUCUCUUGCCAUUGGUGGCUCGACAAGAUGGUUCCGAUGUAUGAGCGGUGCAUUUGGUAACCUGUACGACGAGUCGAUUGGCGAUCAGUGCACAGAAAUUAGGAUCAUUGUCGACUUCGUCAACGACCCUUCGCCUUCCAGCUCGCUCGUCCUCCCAGCCAGCACCACGCUCAGUCUCAUUCCUACUGGAGGAGCGGGCGUUACUGUAUCCUCCUCCGCCACCAAUGCGCCCUCCGUUGCGUCGAGCUCUGUCAGUAACAGCACGGUGUCGUCUGGUUCCUCUGCUGGCUCUUCGUCUCGAACCGCCACAUCAGCAUCAUCUAGCUCUGCCACUGGGUCGGCAAGCGGCCUUGCGAGUGGGCCUGCAUCCCGAACCUCGUCACCUACCGCCAGUGGUGCAGCUCCUCCUGCGUCCGAAGGCGGCGCCACUGUUUCUUCUCCCCUCGCACAAGGGGCCAUUCUGGGAGCACUGCUGACGAUCUUCGGUGCCGCAUUGACUUUGUAAGCUGCGCAAAACGCACGAACGUGCAUCCAACAGCGUGCAAAAAAUCU